AUGAAUUCUCUCAAAAACUUCCAAUCUGAUGUUAAAAACGACGUUACCUGGAAUCGAGCAGCUCGACUGAGCGUCAAAGGGGCUAAAGCCCUUCCCUCAGGAACAGUACAGUACAUCAGCGACAAAGUUCCUAUUGUUGGCUGGUUGCCACGAUAUAACCUACGAUGGCUCAUCAAUGAUCUUAUUGCUGGGCUCACCUUGGGUUUGAUGCUGAUUCCCCAGGGUUUGUCAUAUGCAAAGAUUGCGAAUAUCCCGGUUGAGUAUGGUUUGAUGUCGAGUUGGUUACCAGCUGUGAUCUAUGCAUUCAUGGGAUCUACAAAGGAUGUCUCUACCGGUCCAACCUCGCUCAUCGGUCUCCUCACUUCCGAAAACGUUCACGCACUCCAAGACAGAUGGACCCCAUCCGAAAUCGCCUCCGCAACAGCUUUCAUGAUGGGUAUUUACGGAAUGAUACUCGGAUUUCUCAAGCUCGGAUUCCUCCUCGAAUUUAUAUCUCUUCCUGUUCUAAGCGGUUUCAUCACUGCUAUUGCCAUUACCAUCAUCCUCAACCAGAUGGACUCACUCCUCGGCGAAGAGAAUGUCCGCGACGGUGCAGCCAACCAGAUCCAUGAUAUUUUCAACGAGCUCCCCAAUGCGAACGGCUGGGCAUGUCUUAUUGGAUUUGCCGGAAUCUUAUUCCUCACCAUACUUGAGAAAUCAGGAAAGAGGUGGAGCAAAGACAACAAGGUCAUCUGGCUUCUGUCUACAACAAGAGCCUUCCUGGCACUGGUACUGUUCACCGGUAUCAGUUAUGGAGUCAACAAGAACAGAGGAGAAGACUUUCUCUUUGACGUCGUCAAGGUUCAGUCUGAAGGUCAACAAGCACCCACGAUGCCAAAGGCCGACCUUAUCCCCGAAGUCGCUGGUCGAAGUAUUGCCGUUUUUAUCGGAUCUGCAGUUGAGCACUUGGCAAUCGCCCGUGCCUUUGCGGUCAAGAACAGUUACACUUCUGAUCAAAGUCAGGAGCUGUGCUACCUGGGUAUCACCAACUUCUUCAACAGUUUCUUCCAUGCAAUGGGUGUUGGUGGAGCCAUGUCUCGUACAGCUGUCAACUCCUCAUGCAAUGUCAAGUCUCCCCUAUCUGGUGUUGUUACCAUGGCUGUUGUACUAGUCUGUGUGUAUGAGCUUGUUGGAACACUCUACUGGAUCCCCAAAGCUACUCUAGCUGCCAUCAUCAUCACUGCAGUAUGGGGUCUGAUCUCUCCACCUUCGACUUUCUACCGGUACUGGAAGACAUCAUUGGCCGAUUUCAUCUCGUCUAUGCUUGCACUCUGGGUCACCCUAUUCCACUCUAGCGAAGUUGGUAUCGGCUGUGCUGUGGGUUUCAAUAUUGUCUACAUCUUGCUUCGCCAGGUCUUUACUCGACUGACCUCAACUGGUGCCGAUGUUGAAUCCAACCACAGACCUGCUUGGGCACUUGAUAACAACCACACAUCUCCACUCACCAUUCCAGAGGACGCCAGAAUAUUUACCUUUAACGAGUCCAUGAUCUUCCCCAAUGCGUUUUCGAACACCACCAGGGUCCUUGAUGAGAUUCAGACUUACCACGCAGCCCACUAUGGUGGUAGCCAUGGUCCCGAAACAGAAAGAAAUUGGUCUGUGGUCGGUGAGAAGAGGAUCGCACGUCUCCGCAAGAAGGCCAACAUCAGUGAUCCAUCAUCACUACCGGAAAUUGGACUCGUCGUCCUGGACUUUUCUCGUGUCAACAUGCUCGAUACGACGGCAGUUACAUACCUGAAGAAUCUUGUUUCAAACAUCAAGGCCUAUGGUGGAGACAACACUGAGGUCAGAUUUGCAAACAUGAAUGCCGUCUGUCGUGAACGAGUUUCACGAGCGGGUUGGCACGUAGUUGAAGUUGGUGCAAACCAUGAGCUUCGAGGUGACUUGGAUGAUGAUGGUGAGCCUAUCUAUCUAUACUGGGAUACCAGAGCAGCUGUAGUAGCGCCGAGGAGGAGAGGGUCAGUGUUGAGUGAUGACGGGAAAGGUCAUACUGUUCAUGAAGAAAAGGCUGAAGUAUGA
Fusarium venenatum is the source of this 2058-nucleotide messenger RNA. RefSeq names its product sulfate transporter family-domain-containing protein. Gene Ontology annotation, cellular component: plasma membrane. Lineage: Eukaryota; Fungi; Ascomycota; Sordariomycetes; Hypocreales; Nectriaceae. Gene Ontology annotation, molecular function: sulfate transmembrane transporter activity. The record is from RefSeq and is a predicted model, not a curated record. Gene Ontology annotation, biological process: transmembrane transport.